GCUGGCGUCAUACAGAGGAUCAUCAGAGAACCAGAAGUUUCCUGGAAGGUGAAGAGAAACAAGCAAGUAUGAGCCUGAUAAGAAGCGAUAGCUUGAAAGGUUCAUACAUCUAUCCCAGGAUGGGUACUCUGGAGCAACCACGGACGUUUCGAAAUCAGGAUUUUGAAGUGUUAAGAGAGUGGCACCUGAAGAAGGGGAUCCUGUUUUCAGAUGAAUCUUUCCCACCAAACAUAAACAGUAUUGGUUUGCGCCUGAAGAAUGAGUUCAACACUCACAAAAUAGAAUGGAAAAGACCAAAGGAAAUAUGUCAGGAGCCGCACUUCAUUGUGAAUGGGACCAGUUUAUUUGACAUUUGGCAAAGUAGGCUCGGUGAUUGCUGGGUAUUAUCCGCUAUUGGAUCCAUCACCUUGAAACCUGGACUAAUGGGAAACAUCAUGCCACCAGAUCAGGGAUACACAAGAUCCUAUGCUGGAAUCUUCCAUUUUAGGCUAUGGCACCUUGGCGAGUGGGUCGACAUUGUGAUAGAUGACAGGCUGCCAUUCCUAAAUGGAAAGUAUUUGUCCGUGCAGCCAUCCUGCGAAAAUGAAUUCUGGCCUUGCCUUCUGGAGAAAGCGUAUGCAAAAUUUCUUGGUUCAUAUCAAAAUUUACACUGGGGAGAUCCUGCCGAUGCCUUCACAAACCUGACCGGUGGGCUGACCAUGACAUUUGAUUUAAGGGGCACCAAGGCCCAUCAUUAUUGGAACAUGAUUCAACUUGCAAGUCCGGACACAUUGAUGGCCUGUAUCAGCGAUAAGCAGGAUCCUACAUCCAAGAUUCAAAAUUUAAAGCCGAGGUUCUACGCAGGCAACCGGAGGGGCAGUGUCCUCGACAGCAAACUGGCAGAAAAUCCUCUCCUGGAGAACGGCCUCGUGGAACGUCAUGCCUAUUCUAUAACAGACUAUGCCAUGGUUCCCUUUAGAGAUACCAUUGUGAAGCUCAUUCGAGUAUGGAAUCCCUGGGGGUAUGGAGAAUGGAAGGGGGACUGGAAUGACAGGUGCCCCUUAUGGAAGGAACUCAGCGAGAAGGAUAGACUGAGGCUGCUGAGGAUCGGUGAAGAUGGAGAGUUUUGGAUGUGCUGGGAGGAUUUCAUUCAAGAAUUUUCCAGACUUAUUAUCUGCAGUCAAGUUCCUGAUUUUUUAGACUGGGGAGAUCAACCCAAGAAAUGGUACAAAAAAAUGUUCCAAAGUCGAUGGACAAAAGAUAGCAUGACUUGGAAUACAAUAGAUACAGAUUUCUUGAACAGCAAUCCUCUGUACAACAUAAAGGUGACCGGAUCAGACAAAGUCAAGAGUGGAGAAAAUGUGGUCAUAUCUGUCAUGCAAAAUAGCCGGAAUCGGCAGAAGGCUGGUGAUUGGCUGCCGAUCGGCUUCUUGCUGUUUCAGCUCCCAGACUCUGAAGACAAACCUCUGAAUUCAGUCUUUACUCUGGAGCAAAUAUCCUCAAUAACUUCCUUCAAGAAGCACUAUGUCGUCAAAGCGUUCAACCUGGCGCCAGGGAGAUAUGGCAUCAUCCCUUACACCACACAGAAGGAGCACGAGUCUUCAUUCCUCUUUCAGGUUUUCCUGAAGAGUGACGACUGCACUGAUGAUAUGGGUUCUCAACAGAGUCUUAAGGGAUUGGAAGUGCCUACACAUGAAACUAUCUUCAAAAAUUAUGCCACCAAGGGAUCCAAAUUAUACUCCUGGGAUUUAAAACGACUUCUGAAUGACAUUGUUAGAAAAGAAUAUCCGUAUCCAUAUGGAGCAAAAUUUACCAUUGAUGGUAGCCGGGAAAUACUGACAUCAUUAGAUAUUUCCAGGAAAGGAAAACUUGAUGCAAGAACAUUUGCUAACUUAUGGACACUCAUCACCCAAUAUAAGGAUCUUUUUUCUAUAAUGGACACCAAUCACUGUGGAUUCCUCCGUUUGACCGAACUCCUCACAAUAACACAGAAAGCAGGGUUCAAUGUCCACAAUGAUCUCCUACAACAGCUUUUUGCUCGAUAUUCAGACGCCGAAGGGAAAUUGAGCUUUAUCGACUACCUGAUCUGUAUGAUGCGACUGAAGGGCGCUCUGAAAACUUUUGACACGCUGUCCACUGAUGGUAAAGGAGCGUACAUUCAUUUCGAGAAGUGGAUGCAGUUAAUGAUGUAGAACUUCUGCCUUGUGCAUUUAUGCUGAAUGCAUGAAUAAGGUUUUCUUCAUAAAAAAAGUAAAACCACACCAGAAACUGACCAUCGCUGGCCAGAAGUUCAAGAACCAUCAAUGUUCUGGAUUACUGGACUUCCUGUUAUAUCUGUUACUUUGUAUCGUGUCAUAGGAUUCAUAAAAAAAAAUCCUAUCUUGGACUUUUCAUGUCAUCUGUGCAAUGACAUCUUGCAUAGAAUUUUUUUUUUUGAUUGAUUAAGACCCUCCUUAAUCUGGUCUCAGACAUAUGAGUUAAUUCAGCUGCCUCAUGGAUGACCGCUGUUUGGGCCACCAGUACCAACAACUACAUAGGGGACUGUUAAUGUUCCUUGAAGUCACAGACAUUGGUCUUCAUGAACACGACUUUCAUCGCUGGUGUUCCUUGACCUGCAGAACAGUAAAGACUUGUUGUCCCAGCCAGCUAGGUCAAAAGGACAAACGAGCAACAAAUAAAAUUAGCUGAUCAUUGGAAAUGGCUGAAAUCUGUGAUUAAGGAACAGUUUUGGUUUAUGCCAACAUGUGAUAAAGAGGUCCUAAUCUAUGGCCAUAGCGUGCAUCCAAGGAAUUUAUGUAAGUUCUUACUUCUAUGACAUGGUUGCUUAGUUCAGUAUCUCAUGGGUCUUCUUAUCAUGGGUGGUCCUUGGCUUGCAGAUUCUGCAAGUUUAGAAAAUCAGGGAAUGUGCAACCACCGUUUAUUCACGCAGAUGAGCAAGUCUGGGCCCUUCUGUUGAAGGAGGUGGUUCCAUAAAAGAGUCCAUGUAAAGGGCUUUAUCGGUUUGCACAUUCAUGUAGAAUUGUAUGGGCGUCUUGUAUAUAUUGUGCUGUAUACUGGACACAUCGGGUGUAUCACUAAGAUACAGUAUAAUGAAUUAGUAUGUAAGUAAACUGAUUGUUGCUAAAAUGUGAUUGUCUCUUGUGUCUG
Molecule: messenger RNA, 3126 nt
Organism: Bufo gargarizans (Asiatic toad)
Lineage: Eukaryota; Metazoa; Chordata; Amphibia; Anura; Bufonidae
Product: calpain-13-like
Exons: 23
Coding region: 69-2171 (700 amino acids)
Biological process (GO): proteolysis
Cellular component (GO): cytoplasm
Molecular function (GO): calcium-dependent cysteine-type endopeptidase activity; calcium ion binding
Source: RefSeq, a predicted model, not a curated record